AUGUCUUCUCAAGUCAUCUACCCUAGCUCUGGUGUGACCAGUACGCCGGACCAGACAUCUAAGCCUACCCCAAACGUUACGUCAACUGAGACUCAGCCGCCAAAAGACCAGCUCCCUCAGAACUUGGUCAAUGCUAUGCAAGCAAUCUUUGGCAAGCACCCUGGAUACCGAACAACUCAUGCCAAAGGCCUGCUUGUCGAGGGCACCUUUACGCCAACAGAAGAGGCCAAAAAGCUUUCCACAGCUGCCCACUUCAAUAAUCCUUCGACAAAGGUUAUCGCUCGGUUUUCUGUCGGCGGCGGUCUCCCCCAUGUUGCAGACGUGGCCGAUGGUGCUACACCCAAGGGCGUUGCCAUUCGCUUCCAGAUUGACGAGAAUACUCACACUGAUCUCAUCAGCCACUCGUUCAAUGGGUUUGCAACGCGAAAUGGCGAAGACUUCCUGACUUUCCUGAAACUCUUUGGCGCUGAUGGGUUUACCGAGGCGCAGCUCAAGAAGGCCAAGGCUGGCGGCGGAGACUACUCAAAGGAGCAGAAGGCUUAUGACCAGGCUCACGCUGCGUUUCUGUCGUUCCUUGGGAACCCUGAGCACAAGUCUGCUGCUGUAUUUGUUGCUUCGGAGAAGCCCAAUCCUCAUAACUACGGAACUAUCACGUAUUACGAGCCCAAUACGCAUGUCCUCACCAACAAACACGGCCGUGUCACUAAUGUCCGCUACCGUCUUGACCCCGCUGAUGGAGAGCACCUUUACCCCAACAAGACUCCUGAGGAUAAAGAAGUGCUUGCGAAGCUAGGUAACGACUACUUGGAGGAUGACCUCCGAGAGCGCUUCCCAGACAAGCCAAUCGUGCUUACCAUUCAAGCGCAUAUUGCUGGUCCGGAUGACGUGCUAGAUGACGCUACCAUACCAUACCAAAGCAAGACGUUCAUCCCUGUUGGCAAGCUGGAGAUCAACAAGGUUUCAGAUGACAAUGCGGCUAAGCAGCAACAGAUCGCCUUCAAGCCUAACCCGGAGAAAGGCGGUAUUGAGGGUAUUAAGUCAUCCAAUGACCCAUUGAUCCAAGCACGGAAGGGAGUUUACUGGAUCAGUUCGGAUCAGCGAAGACAUGAAAAGCAGGUUGAAUAG
This is a messenger RNA of Fusarium fujikuroi IMI 58289, 1125 nucleotides long. RefSeq names its product related to srpA precursor. NCBI's taxonomy places the organism in Eukaryota, Fungi, Ascomycota, Sordariomycetes, Hypocreales, Nectriaceae. Gene Ontology annotation, cellular component: peroxisome; cytoplasm; mitochondrion. Gene Ontology annotation, biological process: response to hydrogen peroxide; hydrogen peroxide catabolic process. The record is from RefSeq and is a predicted model, not a curated record. Bases 1 to 1125 code for a protein of 374 amino acids. The transcript is spliced from 2 exons. Gene Ontology annotation, molecular function: catalase activity; heme binding.